Molecule: messenger RNA, 1554 nt
Organism: Psammomys obesus (fat sand rat)
Lineage: Eukaryota; Metazoa; Chordata; Mammalia; Rodentia; Muridae
Gene: Apcdd1l
Product: APC down-regulated 1 like
Exons: 5
Biological process (GO): negative regulation of Wnt signaling pathway
Cellular component (GO): plasma membrane
Molecular function (GO): Wnt-protein binding
Source: RefSeq, a predicted model, not a curated record
AUGCUAGACUCUGGUCUAGAGAAGGGGUCAGUGGCAAGCCUGCUGUAUGUCAUCAACAAGCAUCUGGGUGCUCUGGGGCCUGAGUCAUCCUUUGCAGCGGGCACUCCAGGAGGUUGCCAUCUACACUGGGAGCCCCAGUGCCAGCAGCCAGGGCCUAAUGGUAUGCCCAUGACUACAGUCCUGCCCCCACACUUCAGUGGGCCCUGGAUCUCCACCGGCUUCGAGGUACGGCCAGGGCCAGAAUUCCUCACCCGCUCCUACACCUUCUACUCCAACUGCCUCUUCUGAGCCUACCAGUUCUACUACAGGGACCCCUCCUGCCAAGAGCCUGCCCACUCGCUGCUCAUCAAGGGCAAAGUUCGUCUGCGCCAGGCCUCCUGGGUCAUCCCGGGUGCCACCGAGGCUGACUACCAUCUGCACAAGGUGGGCAUAGUCUUCCACAGCCACCAUGCCCUGUUUGACAUUGCCAGGCGCCUCAACCAGACCCAGGCUGGCCAGGACUGUAUAGGACGGCUGCCUCCGGACCAGGCCUGGCUGCCAGGGAUGCUGUAUGAGCUGCUGAGCUCCCGGGUCCCAGGUGACUGCAUGGUGGCACUGGGCUUUAGCAUGCACGAGCUCAGUCUGCUGCGCCUACAGGGUCACAUGCAAGAGCAGCCUGGGGUGGCACCCCAUUUAGUGGAAGAGUUGUUCCUUGGGGAUGUCCACACCAACUGGACAGAGAGGCAACACUACCAUCCCACUGGCUACCAGUGCCCCCUGCAAAGUUCUCUGCACCACGCUCGGCCCUGCCUGGCCUGCAGUCUCAUUGUCUAUUCUGAUGAGCACCACCCCCCUGUGCUGCCUGCCCAGACAGCCCUGCCACUGUGCCUUGGUGGCCGCUGGGUCAGCAUGGGCUGUGAGGCGAGACCUGCCAUGCUGUUCUUCACGCGGCUCUUCACCUUCGAUGAGCACAAACGCACCUGGGAAGGGCGCUACCAUCAUUUCUCUGACCCUGCCUGCCGCCAGCCCACCUUCACCGUGUUUGCGGCCGGCCACUACUCCAGAGGCACCCCAUCUCCCAGGGUCCACAGCAGCACUGAGCUGAUGUUCAAGGUUACACAGGCCCACGUGACCCCCAUGGACCAGGUUACUGCAGUCAUACUCAACUUCUCCAAGCCAAGCAGCUGUGGAGGCCCAGGGAUCUGGUCAGUAAGCACUGAGAGGGAUGUCACAGCCACUAACGGGUGCCUACCCUUGGGCACCAGGCUCCCACAUGUAGAGUAUGAGCUGUUCAAAAUGGAACAAGACCCUCACGGGCAGAGCCUGCUCUUCACCCGACAGAGGCCCACAGAUGGGUCUAGUCCCAACACGCCUGAGAAACGCCCUACCUCCUUCCAGGCACCCCUUGUACUCUGCAAGAGGCAGGCCCAAGGGACCCCCAGGCCCUCAGGCGCAGGCCUCCAAUGCAGAAACUCUCCAUUGGGCAGGCACCUUAUCUUCCUGUCAUCCCAUUCCCCUUACUACUCCUGGCUCAAGGACUGGUCCUCCUUGAAUGGCUAUGACAUCAGUGUUUGA